Messenger RNA from Teleopsis dalmanni, 1527 nucleotides. RefSeq lists its product as uncharacterized. Gene Ontology annotation, molecular function: cysteine-type endopeptidase activity. The coding region runs from base 28 to 1497 and encodes 489 amino acids. Gene Ontology annotation, biological process: proteolysis. The record is from RefSeq and is a predicted model, not a curated record. Lineage: Eukaryota; Metazoa; Arthropoda; Insecta; Diptera; Diopsidae. The transcript is spliced from 8 exons.
UGAAACAGUUAAGUUUAAUAUUUAAACAUGGAGUGUAUGGAGUAUGAAUAUAAUGCGAUAAAAGUGAAAACUUAUAUUGUAGAUUGUGAGUGUAUUGAGAGGUUUUUAUAUAUUGAACCUGUAAUAAAAUUUAGUGAUAUUCUUAAGAAAGUUUCGGAAAAAAAAUAUGUUGGCUGUACAACUAUUACAUUUGUUUUUUCACUACUUUGUUCUUGUAAUAUGGAUAAGCAAUUGGAGAAGCUAUAUGAAGCUAUCAACAGCAAUGAACAUCUCAAAUAUGUAACUAAAAUCAUACUAUUGUGUUCACAUUUGAUGUCAAAUUUCUCUAGUUUUGCAAGGCCACCGCCGCUAUCAGCUAUCGAAAAUGGUACCAGCGAGACCCACAGUUUAGAGGACCAAAAUACAAGUCAAACCGAUGAAAUUAUUACAAUACAAAACGAUGUACGAUUUAAAGAGAAACUAACGAAAUGUUUUAAAAACACUAAUUCUCGGAACCUUCCACCAGUUGAUAAUCUUAUUUUAAUACAAUGUGAAAGCAUAACCUGUGGUGUAGUUGAUCAAAAUAAUCCAACGAUGUUUCCUUUUAUGUUUUUUACUCAGUUGAUUACACAUGGUGAACAGAAAAGCAUACAAGAAAUAGUGAAGAUUUUAAAAGAAGAUUGGGGUGUAAUUAAAUAUAAAGAAUCCGCUUUAGGAUAUAUACUGUACUCUCUAACCACUACAACUGAGAAUUUGUAUUAUUACAACAUCAAUCCAGCAUUAGUUAUUAUUAUAAAUCAUAUGAAUUUUGAGCAAUUCACUAUAAGAUCUGAAAGCAUAAACGAUAUCGAACGAUUACGAGAAGCUUUCAAAAGCAAAAAAAUUCCGUUCAUUAUUUUAAAAGAUGGCAGUGCAGAAGAAGUGAAAUCUAUUAUGUCCAAAGUGAGAAGAUUUAAUUUUACAGGAUUGAAAAAUUUAUAUAUUGUAGUAAUGUCACAUGGUGGUAAAGAUGAUAUAAUCCAUACGAAAACUGAUACAUAUAAUAUCAAGGAUACUGUUUUCAAUGCCAUAAUGUCUAAUAAAACACUUAAAUAUACAGAAAAAUUUGUACUUAUCAAUGCAUGUCGAGGUAAUUAUGAUGCUCGUUACGAUGAUGAUGACUUGGUAACGGAAGAAACUGAUAUAAGUAAUCAUGAUGAGACAAUAUCAACAAUUUAUAGUUCUCAGAAAGGUGCAAAGUCGUAUAGGUCAAAGGAUGGUGCGCAUGUUGUACAGAGAUUCUGUGAAGAAUUCGAAACUCCAUUUAUGAAUCUUUCAAUAAACGAACUCGCUGAAACAAUAGAAACAAAAUCAAAACUUAAAAUGGGUUUGGAUUCUAAGAUGACAGAGUAUUGUGUUAAACCAGGAACAAGUCAUAACUUUGUAAUGAAGUUUACAAACUAUUCGGAAAUCUUAAGUACUUAUAGAGAAUUACGCAAAACUUUAUAUGAUGAGGAAAAUGAAAAUAAAAAUAAUUAAAUAAAUUUUGUUUAAAGUCUUCGAAUAUAA